AUGAAAUUUAGUGUGUUCUUUGAUAUUGAACAAAAUGGCAAGUAUCUCGGUAGAAUUGAAUUAGGACUUUAUGGAAAAACUGUUCCUAAAACUGUAGAAAAUUUCAGAGUUCUUGCCACUGGUGAAAAAGGAUACGGAUAUCAAGGUUCAAAAUUUCAUCGUGUAAUUAAGAACUUUAUGAUCCAAGGUGGUGAUUUUACUCGUGGUGAUGGAACUGGCGGUAGAUCAAUUUAUGGAGAUGCAUUUCCUGAUGAAAAUUUUAAAUUACGUCAUUCUAAACCUGGAAUUUUAUCUAUGCAGGCAAAUGCAGGCAGUGAUACCAAUGGUAGUCAGUUUUUUAUUACCACUGUUAUAACACCCUGGCUUGAUGGAAAACAUGUAGUAUUUGGUGAAGUUGUUAAUGGUUUUGAUAUUGUUAUGAAAAUUGAAGAUUGUAAAAAAAUGCAUAAUGAUAAACCAGUAGAUGAUAUUUUGAUUUCAAGAUCAGGUGAGCUUCCUUUGAACGAGUUUUUCCAUGGUGAAUUGUAA
Messenger RNA from Pneumocystis jirovecii RU7, 528 nucleotides. RefSeq names its product peptidyl-prolyl cis-trans isomerase B. The transcript is spliced from 6 exons. Gene Ontology annotation, biological process: protein peptidyl-prolyl isomerization; protein folding. The record is from RefSeq and is a predicted model, not a curated record. Lineage: Eukaryota; Fungi; Ascomycota; Pneumocystomycetes; Pneumocystales; Pneumocystaceae. Gene Ontology annotation, molecular function: peptidyl-prolyl cis-trans isomerase activity. The coding region runs from base 1 to 528 and encodes 175 amino acids. Gene Ontology annotation, cellular component: endoplasmic reticulum; fungal-type vacuole.